Messenger RNA from Acanthochromis polyacanthus (spiny chromis), 1991 nucleotides. It is a transcript of the gene atp6v0cb, whose product is annotated as ATPase H+ transporting V0 subunit cb. The record is from RefSeq and is a predicted model, not a curated record. Bases 222 to 683 code for a protein of 153 amino acids. The transcript is spliced from 3 exons. Gene Ontology annotation, cellular component: proton-transporting V-type ATPase, V0 domain. Lineage: Eukaryota; Metazoa; Chordata; Actinopteri; Pomacentridae. Gene Ontology annotation, molecular function: proton-transporting ATPase activity, rotational mechanism. Gene Ontology annotation, biological process: proton transmembrane transport.
UCCGCUUCGCCAUUUUGUGCUGCUGCGCCGGGUAUUUAUCACAAGAGUCGUGACUGUUCGUUUACAUUGCUAGUUAGGUGGUCAGACGGUUCUUUGUAUACUCGGUCUUGCGUUGGACGCCCGUGGCCUUCGAUAGGUUUCGUCAAGUGCGAUUUUUUUGACUCACCAGAAAUAAUUAAUUUUGUAUAUUUAGUUUAUUUUUAUACGUUGUGUGAGAAAGAAUGGCCGGAGCUCCCGAAUACGCCCCGUUCUUCGCAGUGAUGGGCGCCUCUUCGGCUAUGGUGUUCAGCGCCUUGGGAGCUGCCUAUGGCACAGCUAAGAGCGGUACAGGUAUUGCUGCCAUGUCUGUGAUGAGGCCGGAGCUCAUCAUGAAGUCAAUCAUCCCUGUCGUCAUGGCGGGUAUUAUAGCCAUCUACGGCCUGGUAGUAGCAGUGCUGAUUGCUAACAACACCCCAGUAGACAUCUCCCUGUACAAGAGCUUCCUCCACCUGGGAGCAGGGCUGAGCGUGGGCCUCAGCGGGCUGGCAGCAGGCUUCGCAAUCGGCAUUGUCGGCGACGCAGGCGUGAGGGGGACAGCUCAACAGCCAAGGCUUUUCGUGGGCAUGAUCCUCAUCUUGAUUUUCGCUGAGGUCUUGGGUCUCUACGGGCUCAUUGUUGCCCUCAUCCUCUCCACGAAGGGUUAGGGUUAACACCCAAACAUCUCCACUACAAGAUCAGUCCUUUAUGUUGCUGCUGGAGAAAAAGUGUAAAACGAAGGGGGAAAGAAAAAAAAAAAGAGAAAAAUUUCUGCCACGCAAGAUGAAAGAAGUGAAGGCGGGGAAAAAAUGAAUUAAAAUGGCUCCAUAAAUAUGGUCUUAUCUCAACAAUGUGUACAGUCGUCCCAGUUUGAUAGUCAACUUGUAAAUGCGCAAUGUAGUGAUUUGUCUGUCUUUUGUGUGCGUGUGUGUGUGUGUGUGUGCGCGCGCGCGUGUGUUUAAAAACAGUUGUAUGAUGAAGAUUCCUUUUUUCCCUCCACUUAUUCAGGCUUUGAGGCCAGCUGAGGCAGCUUGGUCUCUGGUCUUAGAGAGCUGACCAAAGGGCCGCACAGCUUUUUCUCCUCCCAUAUCGACUCGGGAGUUGACACAAUUUCUGCAUUAAUCUUGAGGAUCUAUUUGUAAAGAGAAAUGUAUGGACUAAAGCUUUUUUCCAACUGAUUUUAUUUAUAGGAAAUUGUUCAUUGAACUGUUUAAUGCAGCAAAAGUCUCUAAUUCCCCGGUUAUAUAUAAAUUAUAUAUAUAUACAGACAUAUAAAUAUCUAUAUAGAUAGAUUUAAUGCACUGUGGGUUAAUUGUGAUAAGUGGUUGGAUUUCCUCUGGAUGUAAUUCUUGGUUUAAUAAGACUGCCUUUAGUAUGUUGCUGGUGGAGUGGGAGUUUUGUGUGUAGCUGUAUUCUAAUCAUUACGCAAACAUUCUCAAACUUCAGUGUUUUUCCUGUAGUACUGCUGUUUGCAUUAAAGGUGUGUGCGCCCCGUGUUGGGUCUCACAAGUGUAAUUUUCCACAUUUCAUCUCCUCUCCAUCUUAUUCCACCCCGUCCUCUUUCAUCUGUGGCUGUACUUCAUCUCUUCCACAUUCCAGGCAUUCAAAUCCUGCAUGGGUUUCAGUGUUUUGUUGCUGUUGGAAUAUGAACCUGAAGAGCAGGCUAGUUUCAGAAGAUUUAAUCCAGAUCCAAAAACAGUUUUGUCACAUAUGCCCUCCAAAAAAAAUUGACACUAUGGAACAUAUUGUUUGUAGCAUGCAGUAGGAAUCCAGGGAGAUUAGUAUGCAAGUUUGGCCUAGUUUCAUGGAAGGACUGGUCCAAUUUGAUCUGGAGUUUAUUUUCUGAAAAUGGAACUGCUGCUGACGCAUUUUACUGAAGCGCCAAUCUACAAUCCUGUAUUACCACUGGUAUUGAAAUUAUCCUGAUGUGUCGACGUGAAUGCUUUCACAACUGAAUUAAAGAAGAUUCCAACUUA